AUGAUUGACGGACGCUAUCAAGUAAACCUUCCUUGGAAUGAAAAUGCCAUUUUAAUGCCCGAUAACUAUGUCAAUGCUGAAGGACGUUUCCGAACACUAGUUAGGAAAUUUAGGAAAAAUGCUGAAUUUCUUGAUCAGUAUAAAGGCAUUAUAACGAAGCAUAUUACGGAAGGAAUUGCUGAAAAGGUGGAGGGUAACAUAAAUGAUCAUGUUUCGAAGACUUUCUACAUGCCUCAUCAAGCAGUCAUCCGCGAAGAUAAAUUGACAACUAAAAUGAGAAUAGUUUUCGAUGCUUCGUCUUGUGCUCCUGGUUCUCUCUCUCUCAAUGACUGUUUACAUCCUGGUCCAAACCUUACUCCAGAUUUGUUAGCAUUGCUUUUGCAGUUUAGGUUAAAUAGAAUCGCCUUAACAGCAGAUAUCGAGGGAGCCUUUCUGCAAAUUGCAUUGGCUCCAGAAGAUAGAGACGCACUCCGAUUUUUAUGGUUAAAGGAAGAUUUAAAUAUGGAAUCGCAAAUUUUAAGAAUGACGCGUGUCAGUUUUGGCACAAGUUCCUCUCCGUUUUUGCUUAGUGCUACAAUAAAACAUCACAUAAAGAAAUAUAAAGAAAAUUAUCCAGAUGCAUUUUACAUCUUGAACAAUAAGUUAUAUGUUGACGAUCUCAUCCAUAGUCUAGAAGACGAAGAAACUGCAUUGAAAGCUCAUCUAGAAGUAAAAAGUAUUUUGAGAGAAGCUGGAUUCAACAUGAGAAAACGGAGAACGAAUUCUGAAGCACUGGAAGUUAAAUUGCGCGAAGAAUCCAUCAACGACUCUGCCUCUUGCAAAAUUCUAGGCUACUGCUGGAACUCAAAGCAAGACCUUCUGAGCAUCGAAAAUGAAAAGCUGCUCAGUGAGAAAAGUGCACACGAUUUGAAAGCAACCAAGAGGGGUGUUAUAAGAACUGCAGGAAAAGUAUUUGAUCCUAUCGGACUGAUUUCACCAUUUACAGUACGAGGAAAGAUUCUUUUGCAAGAAAUUUGGAAGAGAAAAUUAAAUUGGGAUGAUCCGCUUCCACCGGACUUGAAGGACACCUUUCAAAAUUGGUGCGAAGAGCUAUAUUACUUAAAUGAAAUUCGAGUACCGAGGCAUUUAACUUCGAUGAACAAAAUGGAAGAAUUGUCUGAUUGGACACUUCACUGUUUUGUAGAUGCUAGUAAAAAGGCCUAUGGGGCUGUAAUUUAUGUAGGUUUCAGAGAUUCAAGUGGGAAUUAUAAUACAACGUUAGUAGCCUCAAAAUCAAGAGUCGCACCGAUACAUGACAUUACUCUUCCAAGAUUGGAGCUUCUUUCAGCGCUCAUAGGAGCAAGAUUGUUUCAGUAUAUUCGAAAUAGUCUGACUCUUCCAGAAAACGUUGGAUUUUACUUCUGGUCAGAUUCCAUGAUAACAUUACACUGGAUUAAGGGAAGCACAAGAAAACUUAAAAUGUUUGUAAGAAAUAGAGUCGAAGAAAUCAAAAGGAUUUGCCUUCCUGAGUGGUGGCAUCAUUGUCCUGGAACUGAAAACCCCGCGGACUUACUAUCAAGAGGAGAAAACAUAAUUACCUUGAAGGAUAAAGAACUGUGGUGGCAAGGACCACCAUGGAUAAGGAAAAACUCUGAUCAAUUGCUAGAAAGAAUCAAUGAAGAGUCUCAUGAAGUUGAUUUUGAAUCUGAAUUUCAGGAAGCAACUAAUCUACAUGUAAGUACGGAAUUCGGAGCUCUUUUUGAUCUACACAAAUUCAGUAAAUUCAAUAAGGUACUGAGAAUAACAUCGUGGAUUAAAAGAUUCGUCUUCAACACGAAAAAUCCUCGCGGUAAGAGAACUGAAGCGUUAACUUCGGAAGAACUUCAAUCAGCUGAGGAGUACUGGAUAAAAUUUACUCAGAUGGAAAACUUUCCUGAAGAAUAUUUGGCUUUGAGAGAAGGAAGAAGAUUGCUGACAAUUCCUCAGGCUGGUAAAGAAAUCAGCUCCUCUCUUUCCCAGCUGCUUAAAUUACGGAAGUACCAAGAAGAUCUCCUGAACAGCUUAUGGAAUAGAUGGAAAUCCUCGUAUCUUCUUGAACUAAGGUCUGCUCAUCAAUCUAAGUCA
This is a messenger RNA of Uloborus diversus, 2103 nucleotides long. RefSeq lists its product as uncharacterized. NCBI's taxonomy places the organism in Eukaryota, Metazoa, Arthropoda, Arachnida, Araneae, Uloboridae. The transcript has 2 exons. The record is from RefSeq and is a predicted model, not a curated record. The annotation marks the transcript as partial.